This is a messenger RNA of Sphaerulina musiva SO2202, 651 nucleotides long. RefSeq lists its product as uncharacterized. The transcript is spliced from 7 exons. NCBI's taxonomy places the organism in Eukaryota, Fungi, Ascomycota, Dothideomycetes, Mycosphaerellales, Mycosphaerellaceae. Bases 1 to 651 code for a protein of 216 amino acids. The record is from RefSeq and is a predicted model, not a curated record.
AUGAAAGUAUUCUCCGCUCCCAGCAACAGCAACUGCAAUUCCACCUGUUUUACUGCCCUGACCUGUCCUGUCCCUUGGACUCUUGGAGAAGCGAGCGCUACGGAGGUACAGAGGGACGCGUCUUCCACGCGCAUCUUUCGCGUCCCCGGCGCUAAUCAUCCUGGUCUGGUGGAUGAGGCACUUCCCAACUCCCUCUGUCUCCUCCCUCUCCUUCUAAUCAUCACGCCGGGCUCGAGCAGCAGUUUUACCGAUUGCGACGCCGUUUCGGAUGCUGAUGAUGAUGCUGCUGAUGAUGAUGCUGCUGAUGAUGAUGAUGAUGGUGGUGGUGCUCUCAUCAUCAUCCCUCCUCUCACUGGAGAAAAAGGGAAAAGAAGAAAAAAAAAAGAGGCUUCCACGUUCGUCAACAUCCCGGCCUCGGGAGCAGGGGCAUACGGAGCCGGCCGUCUCGCCUUUUUUAGUGUUGACGUCCUACCUCCUACUAGGUAUACUGUACCUGAAAUGAGGGUUCCCUUCCCUUUCCUUCCCUUUGCCGCCAACCGCGAAAAGGAUGUGCAGGUGGGCUUCAGGUUGUUCACAUCACACAAGCACGAGCAUAUCGAUGAUGAUGAUGAUGAUGAUGAUGAUGUCGUGCAAGGUACGGUCGUCUCAUAA